Molecule: messenger RNA, 639 nt
Organism: Truncatella angustata
Lineage: Eukaryota; Fungi; Ascomycota; Sordariomycetes; Amphisphaeriales; Sporocadaceae
Exons: 2
Coding region: 1-639 (212 amino acids)
Source: RefSeq, a predicted model, not a curated record
AUGAUUGUACACAAUCAAAUCGUCGCUAUAGACGCUUCAGAUGGAGAACAACCGCCAGACCUCCUAUUGUCACUUCCUCCAGAGCUUCGAAUCAUGAUAUACGACUAUCUUGUAUCCGUUGACAUGCCUCUGAAGUUGUCGUGGACGCCGUCCAGUCGUAGGCGGAGCAAUGAAAUACGCGCCAAGGGGUUGUUCGGUUUGAUUCGGACCUGUCGCUGGCAAUACAUGGAAAGCCACCUCGUAUUGGGAGGCACGGAACGGAAGCUACGUCUCUCAAUUGAUGGUGCCCUCGAAGGAGAUGGUGCAGACUUGCUGCCAUUGAUGCACCCAGAAAAAUGGCAACCCAACCACGAAAUAGCGUUUGUCACUGCAUCUGAGAGUCAGGACUGUAAAGAGAUUGUCGGCCACCUGACCCUGGUACACCUGGGCCGAAGCUCACCUUUUCUCCUUCAAGUUUGCGGCAGUGUGCGGAUUUCUUGGCGGAGAUGGCCAGUUCCUUUUAUCGUAUUUGUCCCAGUAUGGUACGUCCAUGGUGGACAUGAUGUUAUGGAACAUAUGGACGGAUGUUUUCUGGACUAUUUUGGCGUCUCGCGACUUCGAAAUCACCUAGAGCUCCGCGUAGCGUCUGGAUUGAGAUAA